AUGUCCCCGAAGCAGUUCAUGCUUCACUACCUCACUUCACCCAACUCCGAAUUGGCUUAUCUGCGUCGACAUUGGGCUCAGCCAACUGGAAUUGAGUCAUCAGUUGAACUUAUUCAAGCAAUUGGGGCUUUCAUGAAGCAAUCUCCUGCCGGGAGGCAGGUAUGGCAUCAGGUCAUACAAGCCGAGGCAAUUGAAAUUGUUCGCCAAGAGGAACCGCCAACAGGAGUCUAUCCUCAAGGGUCUUUCCAAAGCUCGACAACGGUUGAGGCAGAUUUCUUCUCUGCAGAAUCCCGAGACCGUCAAGACGCUUCGCUUACAACUAACAUGCCAUUCUUAUCCAACGUGUUGAUGGGGAUGCUUCCAGCGCAGAACCCACAACACCACCGGUUCAAUGAGGAAGAAGAGCUGGCUCCAAAAAAUGGCUCAGAUGCCAACACCACCGGCGUGAACUCCACGGAAACUUCAGAUCGUUUGUUUGUGGGUGAAGAUACGCCUGGGGCGCUUACCGGGAUAGACAUGGAUUACAUUGGUUACGAGGAGAACACCGACGGUCAUAACGCUGCAACUAUGCGCUUCCGUAGGGUGAACGAUUGCAGUAUCACCAGUGGCCACCAGAUUGGCCGCGCAAAGGCAAGCGGCCCGCCGAUAAAGUCGAACCCCCACGGAAAAGGCAGAAACUUAGUGAAGUUGAACUCCGAUGAGAAUAUGCCCUCAACGAGUUCUCCUUUGGUUUCGCCGGCGAAGAAAACAUUCGACACACCCACUUCGUCAUAUGGCUCGGUCGACCGGAAGGGGAAGAGAAAAGCGUCAGAACAAAUUGAAUCUGACAAUGAAGAUGAGCAGGACGUUGAAAAAGUUGAAGACAAAGAGGAGGAAGAGGAGCCAGAGGAAAAGCCGAGUCGUGGGCGACCCCGUAAGGCCAUCCUCAAAGACGCUGCCAAGAGACUCAAGAAACUUUAA
Puccinia triticina is the source of this 960-nucleotide messenger RNA. RefSeq lists its product as uncharacterized. The coding region runs from base 1 to 960 and encodes 319 amino acids. The transcript is spliced from 4 exons. The record is from RefSeq and is a predicted model, not a curated record. Lineage: Eukaryota; Fungi; Basidiomycota; Pucciniomycetes; Pucciniales; Pucciniaceae.